Molecule: messenger RNA, 1783 nt
Organism: Syzygium oleosum
Lineage: Eukaryota; Viridiplantae; Streptophyta; Magnoliopsida; Myrtales; Myrtaceae
Product: 3beta,22alpha-dihydroxysteroid 3-dehydrogenase
Exons: 9
Coding region: 21-1478 (485 amino acids)
Biological process (GO): brassinosteroid homeostasis; brassinosteroid biosynthetic process; sterol metabolic process
Molecular function (GO): oxidoreductase activity, acting on paired donors, with incorporation or reduction of molecular oxygen; monooxygenase activity; iron ion binding
Source: RefSeq, a predicted model, not a curated record
GUCUAGCUACAGAAGAAGAUAUGUGCAUGGAGUUGUUCCAAGCUUGUGGCCUCACAUGUCUGCUCAUACCCACCGCCUUCUUCUUCACCUUCGUCCUCCUCCUCCGCGCCUCCAGCCGACGGAGGCGCAGGCUGCCGCCCGGGAACCUGGGGCUGCCGGUGAUCGGCGAGACGCUGCAGCUCAUCGCGGCCUACAAGACGGAGAACCCCGAGCCGUUCAUCGACGACAGGGUGCGGCGGUUCGGGCCGGUGUUCGCGACCCACGUGUUCGGAGAGCCGACGGUAUUCUCGGCCGACCCGGAGACGAACCGGUUCAUACUGCAGAACGAAGGGAAGCUCUUCGAGUGCAGCUAUCCGAGGUCUCUCUGCAAUCUUCUUGGGAAGCAUUCGUUGCUUCUGAUGAAGGGGAGUCUGCACAAGAGGAUGCAUUCGCUGACCAUGAGCUUUGGGAAUUCUUCCAUUAUUAGAGACCACUUGCUGGUGGACAUCGACCGGUUGAUUCGGCUCAACCUGGAGUCCUGGUCCGACCGGGUCUUCCUGAUGGAGGAGGCUAAGAAGAUAACGUUCGAGCUCACGAUGAAGCAGCUGAUGAGUUUCGACCCUUGUGACUGGACAGAGAGCUUGAGGAAGGAGUACGUCCUUGUGAUCGAAGGGUUCUUCAGCGUUCCUUUGCCCAUCUUCUCCACCACCUACCGCAGAGCCAUUAAAGCGAGGACGAAGGUGGCGGAAGCUCUGAGCUUAGUGGUGGGGCAGAGGAGGAAACAGUGCGAGGCGGGCACGAGGAAGAACGACAUGCUGGGGGCCCUCCUGGACGGGGAUAGCAGCGGCGGCUGCGGCUUCUCCGACGAGCAGAUCGUCGAUUUCUUGGUGGCGCUGCUCGUCGCCGGCUACGAAACCACCUCCACCAUCAUGACCCUCGCCGUCAAGUUCCUCACCGAGACGCCCCGCGCCUUGGCUCAGCUCAAGGAAGAGCACGACAAGAUCAGAGCCGACAAGUAUCCUCGCGAGAGCCUGGACUGGAACGACUACAAGUCCAUGCCUUUCACGCAAUGCGUUAUCAAUGAGACUCUGCGGGUUGCGAACAUCAUUAGCGGUGUGUUCAGGCGAGCGAUGACGGAUGUCGACGUGAAAGGUUAUACGAUUCCUAAAGGGUGGAAAGUGUUCGCCUCGUUUCGCGCCGUGCAUCUAGAUCAAGAUCACUUCAAAGAAGCUCGAACUUUUAACCCGUGGAGAUGGCAGAACAAUUCUGGCUCGCCGACCCCUGGAAACAUCUUCACACCAUUCGGAGGAGGGCCUCGACUCUGUCCCGGAUACGAGCUAGCUAGAGUAGAGAUAUCCGUAUUCCUUCACCACCUAGUUACUCGUUUCAGUUGGGUUCCGGCGGAGGAAGACAAGUUGGUUUUCUUUCCGACGACGCGGACGCAGAAGCGGUAUCCCAUUUAUGUUCGUCGGCACGGUGCGGUCGGGCAAUGUAUAUAGCAGGGAGGCGAACCGUCUGAGACACGGCGAAGUCAAGGAAGUUAGCGGUCGUAGAAUAGAGAUGUAAGGGGGGAUUCAAUGUAUUGGAUCCAAUAAGAAAUCAAGUUACUUAUUAUAUAUAUAGCACGCUCUUGAGAUUAUUUCGUUCAUUGAUUAGCAUGCACAUGCACGAAAGAGAGAGAGAGAAGGGAGUUGUGCUUAUGAUUCUUGAGCACAAGCAAAACAUGAAUAUCGACCCUUCUUUCGUUUUGUUUUGGCAGAGUUAUGAAUAUCUAUCUGUCUACUUUUAUUAGUGCCUGGAUUUU